AUGCAGAUCUUCGUGAAGACCCUUACGGGUAAGACCAUUACCCUCGAGGUCGAGCCCUCGGACUCGAUCGAGAACGUCAAGGCUAAGAUCCAGGACAAGGAGGGUAUUCCCCCGGAUCAACAGCGUCUUAUCUUCGCUGGCAAGCAGCUCGAGGAUGGCCGCACUUUGAGCGACUACAACAUCCAGAAGGAGUCGACCCUUCAUCUUGUGCUGCGCCUCCGUGGUGGCGGCAAGAAGCGCAAGAAGAAAAACUACACCACUCCCAAGAAGAUCAAGCACAAGCACAAAAACGUGAAGCUCGCUGCCCUGAAGUUCUUCAAGGUCGAUGCUAACGGCAAGGUGACCCGUCUCCGUCGGGAGUGCCCCGCGGAGGAGUGCGGCGCUGGCGUCUUCAUGGCCAACCAUUUCGACCGUCAGUACUGCGGCAAGUGCGGCCUCACCUAUUUCGCCGACGACCAGAAGAAGUAAAUUUGAGGUUUUCUGUGCCCUUAAAUUUCAAACCCCAAAAAAG
Monosiga brevicollis MX1 is the source of this 511-nucleotide messenger RNA. RefSeq lists its product as uncharacterized. Gene Ontology annotation, biological process: protein ubiquitination; translation; modification-dependent protein catabolic process. The record is from RefSeq and is a predicted model, not a curated record. The coding region runs from base 1 to 468 and encodes 155 amino acids. Gene Ontology annotation, molecular function: ubiquitin protein ligase binding; structural constituent of ribosome; protein tag activity. The transcript has 2 exons. Gene Ontology annotation, cellular component: cytoplasm; nucleus; ribosome. NCBI's taxonomy places the organism in Eukaryota, Choanoflagellata, Craspedida, Salpingoecidae.